Talpa occidentalis (Iberian mole) is the source of this 5689-nucleotide messenger RNA. It is a transcript of the gene PHRF1, whose product is annotated as PHD and ring finger domains 1. The record is from RefSeq and is a predicted model, not a curated record. NCBI's taxonomy places the organism in Eukaryota, Metazoa, Chordata, Mammalia, Eulipotyphla, Talpidae. The transcript is spliced from 18 exons. The coding region runs from base 563 to 5554 and encodes 1663 amino acids.
AGCGAGCCCGGGCCCUUGCCCGGCUGCUGCCCGUGGGCACCUCGUGAGGUGAUGGCCCGGGAAGGGGCUGCUCAGCCCCACAUUUCUGAGAGGGGCGGGGAGGCCACUGGGACCUGACGCAGGGACCCCAGAGGGUCAGUCUCUCUUCCCUGCUGGCACUUCUAGGCAGCCAGGCCUUGCCUGGCCUCACUGACCUCCAUGGCCCAGCCCGUUGCAGUGGCUGCGAUCUCUGUGCCGGGGGAGGAGCCCAGGGCCGGCUGCAUGGGAGGGAGAGACCCCUUUGGGCGCAGUUGCGCCUGUCGGGCUGUGUCUCCUGGGCAGCCUCCAGGGUUGGGGUCUCCCGCUGGCUGCGGUGUCCCUGGAGGCGGGUUCACCACCCCUGCAGGGGCCACCUGGGGUGCAGCAGUGGGAGCAACACCAGCUGCCCCCUCGGUGCCCCCACCUGAGUGGUGCGGUUGCUCUGGGCGGUGCUGUCUGGGCUGCUAGGCACCCCCACAGGUAACCUCUCCUGAGGAACCCUGCUGGCUGCUGCUCACCUUGAGGUGGGGGUACAGGCUCAGAGAUGAACCCUCCUCAGUUUCACGAGGAUUGGUGGUCCCCCAAAACCGCCUGUUUAGUGUGGGCCUCGCGGGCCAGGUCGUCAGGGUGUGGUGAGGGUCUGGCCCCCACCUCCCAGGGUGCCUACGAGACUGGCCUCGUGUGCCCCAGGAGAGCGGCCUGUGCAGGUCCAGGGAUGAGGCCCAAGUUUGUGAGCCAGGUCCAGCCCCUGAGCCCCAGUUCUUGCUUUGCCCUUGUCCUGUGCGGCCCUCUUCCCUCUGGUAUCUCUGAGCCAGGUGCUUCCUCUGUUGCACCCUGGGACUGGAGAGCCGAGCUUCCAUGUCUAGCCAUGGAUGACGACAGUCUGGAUGAGCUUGACCGAAGCCCAGGGCCGGGUGGGCCCCCGCCACCCAGCCCAGCUGCCCUGGCUGGAGAUGCCGGCGGCGGCUCUGAGGACGACUCAGAGGACGACUCGGGCAGCGACUGCAGCGCCGGCGAGGAGGAGGAGGAGGGCUCCCUGGACGGCAGAUCUGGUUCCGAGGACGAGGGAGAUGAGGAGGACGAGGAGGACGAAGCGGCGGAAGCUCCGGGUGGGCUGGACUCCGACGGUGCUUUCAGCUCUGACGAUGACGCUGAGAGCUGCCCGAUCUGCCUCAACGCCUUCCGGGGCCAGGCCGUGGGGACCCCCGAGACCUGCGCCCACCACUUCUGCCUGGACUGCAUCCUGGAGUGGGCCAAGAAUGCCACCUCCUGCCCGGUGGACCGCGCCAUCUUCAAGUGCGUUUGCAUCCGUGCGCGGCCAGGCGGCCCUACCCUGAGGACAGUCCCAGUGGAGCGUACCGGGACCCCGGAGGGCCAGGAGGAGGACCCGACUUUCUGCGGGACGUGUGGCCGGAGUGACCGCGAAGACCGCCUGCUGCUGUGUGAUGGCUGUGACGCUGGGUACCACAUGGAGUGCUUGCGCCCCCCUCUCCAGGAGGUGCCCGUGGACGAGUGGUUCUGCCCGGAGUGCGCUGCCCCCGAAGGGGCUGCCGUUGCUGACCCGGGCACCCCAAGCGAGGAGGAGCUCCUGGCCGACGUGGUGCCCACCAGUAGCAGGCUCCGGCCACGCGCCGGGCGGACCCGGGCCAUUGCCAGGACACGGCAGAGUGAGCGGGUCCGUGCCACCGUGAACCGGAACCGGAUCUCCACCGCCAGGAGUGCGCAGCACAUCCCGAGGUACCUCACGUCGUCGCUGCUGGACGAGACUAUCGAAGCUGUGGCAUCCGGUCUGAGCACUGCUGUGUACCAGCGCCCCCUGGGCCCCCGCGCUUCUGCCAAGCGGAGGAAAGCAGGGAGACGGCGGAAGGCGCCGGGGAGGAGGAAAGGCCCGUCUAAGUCACCCAGGAAGAGCCGGGGCUCUGGGGCACGGCUGAAGAGACGCCAGGGCCGCGUGAGGAAGAGGAGGGGCAGCAGGACGCAGAAUGAAGCUACGGCCCGCUCCCGCCUGGCACAGACCCUGGGCCUGCGGAGGCCAGCCCGGGGGGCCUGCACCCCCUCUCUGUACAGGCCAGCAGAGCCCUCCCUGGGGCUGCUGCGUGCCGACAUUGGGGCCGCCUCCCUGUCUCUGUUUGGGGAUCCUUACGAGCUGGAUCCCUUCGACAGCGGUGAGGCCCUGCCUGCCAGCCCCGGCUCCCUGCUGCACGACAAGAGGCGGGCCCUGUCCCAGUCGGCUCUGCGGUCCCACCAGCCGGUGGCCCGGCCGGUCUCCGUGGGGCUCUCCAGGCGGAGCCUCCCUGCUGCUGGGUCGGAGCCCGAGGUGGACGAGGCCCCCGAGCCCGACCUGCUGGGCAGCAUCCUGUCCAGCCAGAGCCUCCUGAUGAUGAACGGCGCCGACGUGACCAUCCACCGGGACGGCUCCCUUAGUGCCAAGCGGGCGGCACCCGUUUCUUGUCAGCGGGACUUGCCGGGUCUGCCCAAUCGGGGACGAGGCCCCGGGGUCGGGGAUGGCCUGCAGCCAGGCGGGCCACGCUCAGGGAAUGGCCGCAGCCAGCAGGGCGCGGGGCCCAGUCCUUCCUGUGCACCCGCCGUGGCCACGGGGGCGACGGUGAGACCAGGCCCCUCUGCAGGACCCCCGAGGCCAGGCCAGACCCAGAAUUUGUCUGCCGGGAGCAGGCUUGGCUUCCCGCGUGGCGGCACCCCCUGCCUGAUGGGCAGUGGCCCGCGCUCCCCGUCUCUGGGUCCUGCCAUGUCUCAGGUCUCCGAGGGCAGCCCGGUCUCACCCUCCAGGAGCACAGGGCUGGGGCAGGCCCCGAGAACGACGUCCGGGAGGACUGAUGUUCCCCAGCUUCCUCAGAUACCAAAGAUUGGCCCGGGUGGGCAGGCUGACGGGGCCCCCGCCCCAGGGCAGCACGUUGAGCUCCCCAGCGCCUGCAUCAGCCGGUUGACUGGCAGGGAGGGCCCCACACAGCCAAGCCACAGCGCCCGGACCGAGGGCGAGCCCAGUGGCAGGGGCCCGCAGGAACCCAGCUCACAGGCGGGGGGCGCCCCCACUCCAGCCCCAAGGGCGCCCUGCAGGGGGAAGGGCAUCGGCUCCACCUUCGAGAGCUUCAGGAUCAACAUCCCGGGGAACGCGGCCCAGGCCGGCCGGCCCUCCCACCCCGGCUUCUGCAACACCUUCCGGCCGGUGGACAGCAAGGCCCCACGCAAGGAGGCGCCCUCGCCCCUCUUCUCCAUCCGGAAGGCGCGGCAGCUCAAGAGCGAGAUGUACGACCCCUUCGACCCCACGGGCUCCGACUCCAGCUCGCCCGCCGGCAGCCCUGAGCGCCUGGGCCCCGGGCUCCUGCCCACCGAGAUCACCAGGACCAUCUCCGUCGACAGCCCCGAGGCCCCCGCGGCCCCGGCCGUGCGCUGCGUCACCUCCUACACGGUGGAGGCUGUUUUCGGGGCCGAGCCCGAGCCCUCCGGGGCGCUGCAGCCCCGUGACCAGGACGUGGCCGGCGUGGCGCGGGAUGUGCCAGCGGCAGAGGAGGGGCUGGCCGGGAGCCCAGGGUCAGCUGCCCCGGGGCCGAGCCCGUGCCCGCCGGGGCCCUGGGAGGAUGACGACGGCCCCCACCACAGCACCUUCUUCGGCUCUGAGGAGCGGACAGUGACCUGUGUGGCCGGCCCGGAGCCCGGGCCCUUGCGGAGCGCCCCCCACAGGCUCGUGGAGCUCCGCUCCCGCUCCCGCUCCAGCUCGGGCUCCACGUCCAGCUCGCACGGCCGCAGGAAAGCCAAGCGGAAGCGGACAGCUGCCAGGGGGCACCGGCGGUCCCGCUCCCGGGACCGGGCCUCGCGCUCGGCCUCGCCGCCCCCGGGCGGGGACUACCCUGGCAGGCAGCGGCCCAGGGCCCGGAGCCGCAGGUCUUCCAGCGACCGGUCCAGCAGCCGUGAGCAGGCCAAGCGCAGGCGGGCCAGGGACAGGAGCAGGGAGGGGCGGCGCGGCUCCUGGGGCCACGGCCCUGGCCGGCGGCGCUCACGCUCGGUCAGCCCUGGGAGCCCCGCCCGCGAGAGCCGGAGCAAGAAGAAGCGGCCGCGGGGCCGGGAGUGCCUGCCCCCCAGCAGCCUGGACCGGCUCCGGAGGCACCGGCACCCCAGGGAGAGGAGCCGGGAGCGGCCCCGCGAAAGGAGGAAGCGCCGGUCCCGGUCGCCCAGUACAGAGCACAGGGCCCGGCGGCCCCGGUCCCGGGAGAAGAGGCCGCGGCUGCGCGCCUCCUCCGAGAGGAAGCCGGGGAGGGCGGCGCCUGCAGUGCCCCCCACCCAGGACGAACCAGCGCCCCGGGAGCCCCCGGCCCAGCCUGCCGCUUUGGCGGGAGCGGGUGCCUCGCCGGCCCAGCAGGAAGCCGCCAGGGCCCUCCCGGAGGCGGCCCUGGACCCAGCGGCACCGGCCGAGUGUCCGCCUGAGGACCUGGACUACGCCGACUCCGUCGAGGCCGGCCGCGUCUUUGAGGACUUGGCCAGCGAGGCGCUCCUGGUGCAGCUGGAUGACAUGAGCUCCCCGCCCUCCCCUGAGAGCACCGACUCCUCCCCGGAGCGUGCCCUCCCCCCAAACCCUGCCGUGCCCCUGGCUCUGCCCCCCAAGGAGGCGUUGUUGGCCCUCGCAGAGGGCACCGCGCAGCAGCUCCCCCUGGCCGAGGGCCCCCAGCAGAAGCCCUGGCUGCCGCCAGAGGUGGCUGAGGCCACUGUGGUGCCCAGUACCCUGGGGGCCCGGGCCCUGGCCCCUCUGGAGAAGGAGGAAGGCUGCUCGCAGACCCCCCUGCUGCGAGCCAAGGCCCUGGUGAAGAGGGUCACGUGGAACCUGCAGGCGGCGGGGGACAGUGGCCUGCGGGCGCCACUUCCCAGGCCCCAGAAGCCCCGGGAAGAGGUCUGGGAGAUGGACGAGGCAGGCCCCCUGGUGGCCCAGCGCGCUCCCUUCCCAGAGCCCCCGCCCUCCGGUCACCUGCUCCCAGAGCCCAGCUUCCCCCGUGCCGACCCUUCUCAGGUUCACAGCCUCGGCCUGCCCCCCGCCCCAGCUCUGCACUCGAGUGUCCCGCCCUGCACGCCGGCCGGCCAGCCCCCCGUCCAGCUUCUCCUGCAGGCCAGCCUGCCCCUGGCGGGCUGCGGGGUGGCCCCAAGCCCGGCCCCUGCGCCCACCAUCCUGGCCACAGCCUCGGAGCCAGCUGGCCAUGCCACCGCCAACUCUGAGGACAGGCAGGCUGCUCCCCGGCCAGCUGCCGAGAAGACCAAGAACGAGGAGUACAUGAAGAAGCUGCACGUGCAGGAGCGGGCGGUGGAGGAGGUGAAGCUGGCCAUCAAGCCCUUCUACCAGCGCAGGGAGGUCAGCAAGGACGAGUACAAGGACAUUCUGCGCAAGGCCGUGCAGAAGAUCUGCCACAGCAAGAGUGGGGAGAUCAACCCCGUGAAGGUGGGCAACCUGGUCAAGGCCUACGUGGACAAGUACCGGCACAUGAGGCGGCACCGGCGGGUGGAGGCGGGCGAGGGGCCGGGUGCCGAGGGCUGAGGGGCACCCGUCCGCGUGGAGCUGGGCCCGUUUACGCGUAUACCAGACGCACACGCAGCUUGUUCUAAUUUAUCAAAAAGAUUAUCUUUAGAAGUUUCUGAGUUGACUCGGUCCUUGUGGACACGGUGGGGCGGG